AUGUCAUCAGUCGGCACAACCGUCAAACCAACUUCAAGUACAUCUGCUCUGAAUAUAGAGAUGGGCGCAAAUGGCGAAGUGAAAAAGCUGCAUUAUAUUCCAAGACCCGCAAACAAGGAGGCCGAGAGGAAAUGGCUCCUCGAGCAGAGGGCGGGUGCUUUUCGCAUAUUCGCCAAACUAGGAUUCUCGGAUGGUAGCAGUGGACAUAUAAGUCUUCGAGACCCUAUCGACCCCCGCACAUUCGGGCUUAAUCCAGUGGACGAAGAAGGAAACCCAGUCGCAGGUGCAGAUAAACCUGUCAACGCGGCAGGUUUCAUCAUUCAUUCAGCGAUUCAUCAGAGACGACCGGAUAUUCACGCGGCUUGCCAUAUGCAUAGUCCGUAUGGAAGAGGGUGGAGUACGUUUGGCCGGGGUAUCGAUAUGUUCAGUCAAGAUUCCUGCAUGUUCUAUGAUGACCUUUCAGUGUACCCAGCAUUUGGCGGCGUCGUUUUCGCAGAGGAAGAAGGCCAACAACGUCUUGCGGAAUUCCUUGGUCCCAAGAACAAAAACCUUAUCAUGCAGAAUCAUGGUCUACUCACUGCUGGAGGAACAGUUGCCGAAGGAGCGGCAUUCUUCAUUGCGCUAGAAAGGGCAUGUCAGACACAGCUUCUAGUGGAAGCCUCGACAGCACCCGGCUCGAUCGGAGAAAGCGAGGGCAUUCUAAAGAGAGCUAUAGUUGACCAUGAAACGGCCAUUUACACGAAAAAAAGGAAUGGGUACUCCUGA
Messenger RNA from Penicillium antarcticum, 765 nucleotides. RefSeq lists its product as uncharacterized. Lineage: Eukaryota; Fungi; Ascomycota; Eurotiomycetes; Eurotiales; Aspergillaceae. The record is from RefSeq and is a predicted model, not a curated record. The coding region runs from base 1 to 765 and encodes 254 amino acids. The transcript is spliced from 4 exons. Gene Ontology annotation, cellular component: cytoskeleton. Gene Ontology annotation, molecular function: actin filament binding.